Messenger RNA from Echinops telfairi (small Madagascar hedgehog), 588 nucleotides. Its product is annotated as keratin-associated protein 10-8-like. The record is from RefSeq and is a predicted model, not a curated record. Gene Ontology annotation, cellular component: keratin filament. NCBI's taxonomy places the organism in Eukaryota, Metazoa, Chordata, Mammalia, Afrosoricida, Tenrecidae.
AUGGCAGACGCCUGCUGCUCCAGGAUGCGUGUUAUUUCUGCUUCCACCACGUCCAUCUGCUCUAGUAACCUGAGCUGUGGCAGCAGACUUUGCUCACCCAGUAUUUGCACCAACUCAUCUGGGAAGAUGGACGACUGCCCAGAGAGCUACUGCGAGCAUCCCUGCUGCACCCCCUCCUGCUGCCAGUCCUUCUGCUGUGCCCCCACCUACUGUGCCCCAGCUCCCUGCCUGACCCACAUCUGCAGCCCCGUGAGCUGCGGGUCCAGCGCCUGCCAAUCAGGCUGCACUGCCUCCUGUGGGCCCUCCUGCUGCCAGCCUGCUUGCUGCACACCCGUCUGCUGUAAGCCUGUCUGCUGCACACCAGUGUGCUGUACACCUGUGUGCUGUAAGCCUGUCUGCUGCACAUCUGUCUGCUCUAUGCCCGUCUGCUGGGAGCCCGCCUGUUGUGUGCCCGUCUGCUGUGGGGCUGGCCCCUGCUCCUCCUCCUCAUGCUGCCAGCCCUCUCCCUGUGCCCCCUCCUGCUGCAAACCCUCCUCCUGUGUGUCUCUGCUUUGCCGCCCCAUGUACCCCCAGGGGACCUGCUGCUGA